Messenger RNA from Capsicum annuum, 2288 nucleotides. Its product is annotated as protein DETOXIFICATION 21. Gene Ontology annotation, molecular function: xenobiotic transmembrane transporter activity; antiporter activity. Gene Ontology annotation, biological process: xenobiotic detoxification by transmembrane export across the plasma membrane. Lineage: Eukaryota; Viridiplantae; Streptophyta; Magnoliopsida; Solanales; Solanaceae. Gene Ontology annotation, cellular component: membrane. Bases 167 to 1624 code for a protein of 485 amino acids. The record is from RefSeq and is a predicted model, not a curated record. The transcript is spliced from 9 exons.
UUCUAAUUUACACUGCUGCUUAUUCAUUUGAUAGUUCCUAUUGAAUCUUUGUAUAUUUUAUUUUGUAACGAUGGUGUCGUUCGCACCAUAUUUAUUUUUGUAGACAUCUCAACUAUUUUAUCUAAUAUCUGCUCAUUUCUAGAGAUUGAAAGAAAUCAUUACAGAAAUGGCUGAUGAUCUGAGUGAUAAGCUGAUUAAAAAUGGAGAGGAUCAAGAACAAAAAUUGAAAGACAUGAUAUUAAAUGAAAACAAGAAAUUAUGGGUAGUGGCAGGUCCAGCUAUACUUACAAGAUUUUCAACAUUUGGAGUAAAUAUAAUAAGCUUAGCUUUUAUUGGUCAUAUUGGAGCCACUGAACUUGCUGCUUAUUCAUUGAUUUUCACUGUCCUCCUCAGAUUCUCCAUUGGUAUUCUUAUUGGUAUGGCAAGUGCACUAGAGACACUAUGUGGGCAAUCAUAUGGAGCAAAACAAUGCCAAAUGCUUGGCUUACAUCUUCAAAGAUCAUGGAUUGUUCUAACAAUCACCACAACACUUUUACUCCCUAUAUUUCUAUUUACAACUCCAAUUUUAAAAGCAUUAGGUCAACAACAUGACAUUGCACAAGUGGCUGGGAUAGUUUCACUUUGGUUUAUCCCAGUGGUAUAUGCCUAUGUUGUGUCACUCACUUGCCAAAUGUACCUUCAAGCACAAAGCAAGAACAUGGUUAUUGCAUACUUAGCUGCAAUUACACUAAUAAUCCAUGUUUUUUUGUCUUGGCUUUUGACAAUCAAGUUUAAGUUUGGUCUGUCUGGGGCUAUGGUAUCAACAAUUUUGGCUUUUUGGAUACCUAAUAUUGGUCAAUUGGUAUUUAUUAUGGGUGGAUGGUGCAAUGAUACUUGGACUGGUUUUACAUUUUUGGCUUUCAAGGAUUUGUGGCCUGUUGUCAAGCUUUCUCUAUCAUCUGGUGUCAUGUUCUGUAUUGAGCUGUGGUACAACAGUAUACUGGUUCUGCUCACUGGAAACUUCAAAAAUGCCAAGAUUCAAAUUGAUGCCCUUUCUAUAUGCCUUGGCAUCAAUGGUUGGGAAAUGAUGAUAGCUCUUGGCUUCAUGAAUGCAGCAUGUGUACGAGUAGCAAAUGAGUUGGGAAGAGGAAGUUCCAAGGCAGCAAAAUUCUCAAUAAUGACAAUAGUCUUAAUAUCUUCUACCAUUGGUUUCAUCCUAUUUUUAUUCUUCUUCUUCCUAAGGGGACGUUUGGCUUAUGUUUUCACAAAAAAUGAAGAUGUAGUUGAGGCAGUAGAUUAUUUAUCACCUCUCUUGGCUUUUUCAAUUCUAUUGAACAGUGUUCAACCUGUACUUUCUGGUGUAGCUGUUGGAGCUGGAUGGCAAAGCAUUGUUGCAUAUGUUAAUAUUGGAUGUUAUUACUUGCUUGGAAUUCCUAUUGGAGUAUUGCUUGGUUAUGUUCUACAAUUACAAGUUGGAGGGGUUUGGAUUGGAAUGUUGAUUGGCACACUUGUUCAAACCAUUGUAUUACUUAUUAUUACUUUCAAAACUGAUUGGGAUAAACAGGUAACACUUGCUCAACAACGAGUUAAAAGGUGGUCAGUAGAAGAUGAUAACAAUUCUACAUUGCAAGAAAGAAGGGCCUAAUUUGCAAUAGCUUCUUAUAGGAAUAAUACAUGUAUAAAUAUUUAAAUUUAGCAUCAUCAGCUAAGCAAUCAACCUAACUUUGAGAGUGCAUGUCUAGAUACCUCAACUUGAUCUCAAUUGGCAACUAAACACUCCAACGUGUUCCCACUGUGUCUCGUGGAAACCCGAAGAUGACACGACACAUAAAAUUUGGAGAUGUCUAAAUGUUCAUUUUGUAGAUUGGAGUGUUCAAUUAACAUAAUGGAGGCAAGCUGAGGUGUCUCUACAUGUAUACUUAGAGUUAGGAGUGUUUACUUGUCGGUUGAGGCUAAGUUUGAGUGUGUGUUUUUGUAUUAUGCGUUUAUUAUAUUAAUCUUCUUAUUGUAUGAAGUAACUCUAGGUUGGUUUAAUAUGUGCAUCAACUAUUAUUUCUGUUUGUGCAUAAGAUUGUUGAGUUACAAAAGCAUGAACCAGGCUUGUCUUUUAUAAACUAAGCCGCAUGUCAUGUAGUAUAUAUGAAUUACACAGCAUGGUAAGGUUUAGGGGUGUGCAUCGGUCUGUUCAGUUUGAUUUUGUAUAUUAUCGGUUUGGUUUAUCGAUUUUCAAUUUGUAAAGAUGUUAACCCGAUAACCAAAUCACUAAGAUAUUUAUUAUCGAUUUUGGGUGGAUUGAUUUUUUGUCUUUA